Molecule: messenger RNA, 705 nt
Organism: Hibiscus syriacus
Lineage: Eukaryota; Viridiplantae; Streptophyta; Magnoliopsida; Malvales; Malvaceae
Product: tRNase Z TRZ3, mitochondrial-like
Exons: 3
Coding region: 148-705 (185 amino acids)
Biological process (GO): mitochondrial tRNA 3'-end processing
Cellular component (GO): mitochondrion
Molecular function (GO): 3'-tRNA processing endoribonuclease activity
Source: RefSeq, a predicted model, not a curated record
UAAUGAUCUAAUCUUGUGGGCUUAGUUCGGAUUCUCACUCUGAGACGCGAUUUGUUGAAGGGAGUGCCACAUGAUCCAUUGAUUGUUAUAGGGCCUUCACAGCCUCAUCGAUUUCUAGAUGCAUACAAGAGACUUGAAGAUCUAGAUAUGCAGUUCUUGGAAAAUAAAGCCACAACGGUAACUUCAUGGGAAACUUUCAAGUUCAAUAACGAACCCAACAAAACAAUUACGUCAACUUCAUGUCUCGAAGAAAGUUGUUCGCAAGGCAGUUCGAAAAGAUUGAAACUCAGUGUUCCGAUUGACAAUGUUGCAACUUCUGCUUUAGUAAACCGUCUGAAGAAAGUUCUCAACAAAGCAGGGCUUGAAAGGCUCAUCAGUUUUCCUAUCGUGCACUGCCCCGAGUCAUUCGGUGUCAUCCUGAAAGCUGCGGAUAGAGUAAACAAUGUUGGGAAAGUAAUACUGGGUUGGAAAGUUGUGUACUCUGGCGACACUCGACCGUGCUCGAAAACGAUAGAAGCAACUCAGGGAGAUACCAUUCUUAUGCACGAGGCAACAUUUGAGGAUGGCAUGGCCAGGGAGGCCAUAGCAAAGAAUCACAGUACAACAAAGGAAGCCAUCGAUGUCGGAAACUCGGCAGCUGCAUAUCAGAUCGUUCUUACAAAAAAAUUACGGCUAGGAGAUGAUAUUUUAGUCAUGCUUGUCUAA